Morchella sextelata is the source of this 3648-nucleotide messenger RNA. RefSeq lists its product as uncharacterized. Lineage: Eukaryota; Fungi; Ascomycota; Pezizomycetes; Pezizales; Morchellaceae. The transcript is spliced from 5 exons. Gene Ontology annotation, molecular function: mRNA binding. The record is from RefSeq and is a predicted model, not a curated record. Gene Ontology annotation, biological process: spliceosomal complex assembly. Gene Ontology annotation, cellular component: U2-type prespliceosome; U2 snRNP; catalytic step 2 spliceosome. Bases 1 to 3648 code for a protein of 1215 amino acids.
AUGGCUGACUCGGAUUUUGAAGAGAUUCGCCGCCUCCAGGCGGAGCGCAACGCGGCAAAGGCCGGAAAGCCUGGUUCAAAAACUUUUGAUCCUACCUCACAGCGUGAAUCUUCAAAACAAUCUUUGACAGACACAUUCGAUACGACCCUUUACGACCGCGCUGGUGGUGACAAGUUCGCUGGAUACAACACUUCCAUUCCCGUAAAUGAAGAAGAUGAUGAUGAUGUGGAUAUGGCUGGCGGUGACGGCACACGCAGGUUGGUUGGCCAGUAUACAGCCUCUAAAGAGCUAUUGAAUGAGUUUGCCGGCGCCGGUGAUGACGACACCGAUCUCAUGACUUCAAAGGCAAAGGGCGCCCAGAUUGCCGACAGAGAGACCGACUACCAGAAGCGAAGGUUUCAAAGACAGUUGACGCCAACACGAAAAGACGCGUUCAAGGAAGAUGGCGAGGGUCGAAGCUAUAGAGAGGUCAUGCAGGAGAAAGAAAUUGAAAGGGAGGAGGAAAGAGUUAGGCGGAAAAUAGAGGAAUCAAUGAAAAAAGAGGGAAACGGAGCUGACCGGAUGGAAGGUGUCGAGUACAAAGCAAGCCUAAAAGAAGAAUCGGACAGAGAGAGCUCUGCAACUGAUGGUACAAGGAAGAGGAAGAAGCGAUGGGAUGUAGCAGGCGACGAAGGUGCCGUGGCGAUCAAGGAAGAAGAUUCCAAGAAGCCACGAGCAAGCAGAUGGGACAUUGCAGCUGCCCCAGAUGCAACACCAGUGGUAAAGCGCUCUCGAUGGGAUCAAGCUCCAUCUCUUACUGCUGCUACACCUGUUGGAAAUCAGGGACUUGUGACUCCCAUGCACCCAUCUGUUUCUGCUACCCCUGUUCCUCACAUGCCUCUUACUUUUGGACAUGGAGACAGGAAUGCGCCUCUAUCGGAUGAAGAGCUCGACGAGAUGUUGCCUAGCGAAGGUUAUAAAAUUCUUGAACCCCCGCCGGGAUACGCUCCGAUCCGUACACCAGCAAGGAAGCUUAUGUCCACGCCGGCACCAAUGAACUCUACAGGCAUCGGUGGCUUCAUGAUGCAGGAACCUGAGAAUGCCAGGAUCCUCGGGAAGCAGAUGCCUGCGGAUAUUCCGGGGGUCGGCGAUCUUCAAUUCUUCAAGCCAGAGGAUAUGGCCUACUUUGGGAAGCUUGUUGACGGUGGUGACGAGAAUGCGAUGACUGUUGAGGAGCUGAAGGAGAGGAAGAUCAUGCGUCUUCUUCUCAAGGUCAAGAAUGGAACACCUCCCAUGCGAAAGACAGCAUUACGUCAACUCACUGAUAAUGCCCGCCAAUUUGGCGCAGGUCCGCUGUUUAACCAAAUUCUGCCUCUGCUUAUGGAGAAGACGCUCGAGGACCAGGAACGUCAUUUAUUGGUGAAGGUCAUUGAUCGUAUCCUUUACAAGCUCGAUGAUCUUGUCAGGCCGUAUGUGCAUAAAAUUCUGGUCGUCAUAGAGCCACUUCUGAUUGAUCAGGAUUACUAUGCGCGUGUUGAAGGUCGCGAGAUUAUCAGCAAUUUGUCGAAGGCUGCCGGUCUAGCGCACAUGAUUUCUACUAUGCGACCUGAUAUCGAUCACGUCGAUGAAUAUGUGCGAAACACCACUGCGAGAGCGUUCGCCGUCGUUGCAUCAGCGCUUGGUAUACCCGCAUUAUUGCCGUUCUUAAGGGCGGUCUGUCGCAGUAAGAAAAGUUGGCAAGCGAGGCAUACCGGUGUUAAAAUUGUGCAGCAGAUUCCUAUCCUCAUGGGUUGUGCUAUCCUGCCUCAUUUGAAGGGCUUGGUAGAGUGUAUUGGCCCGAACUUGGAAGACGAGCAGGCCAAGGUUCGAACUGUAACCAGUCUGGCCAUUGCAGCAUUGGCAGAAGCAGCUAGUCCAUACGGUAUUGAGAGUUUCGAUACCAUUCUUAAUCCUCUGUGGACCGGUGCGAAGAAGCAGCGUGGAAAGGGUUUGGCUGGCUUCUUGAAGGCGGUUGGAUACAUCAUACCCCUUAUGGACGAGGAGUACGCAAACUACUACACAUCUGAAGUAAUGGAGAUCCUUCUACGAGAGUUCCAGAGCCCUGAUGAGGAGAUGAAAAAGGUUGUUUUGAAGGUUGUCAGCCAGUGUGCGGGAACUGAGGGUGUGACUGCGGCAUACCUGAAGGAGAACGUACUCCCUGAAUUUUUCAAGGCAUUCUGGGUACGAAGGAUGGCCCUUGAUAAACGGAAUUAUCGUCAAGUGGUAGAGACAACAGUUGAUCUAGCCCAAAAAGUCGGGUGUGGAGAGAUUAUAGAGCGGAUCGUUGACCACCUUAAGGAUGAAAGCGAGCCAUACCGUAAAAUGACCCUGGAAAGUGUUGAGAAGGUCAUUGCCUCUCUGGGAGCAGCGGAUAUUGGUGAGCGUCUAGAGGAAAGACUGGUAGAUGGUGUAUUGUUUGCGUUCCAGGAACAGACUAUGGAGGAUAUCGUUAUGCUUAACGGAUUUGGAACGGUUGUCAAUGCUCUGGGUACGCGGUGUAAGCCGUACCUUCCGCAGAUUGUCAGUACAAUCCUAUGGAGAUUGAACAACAAGAGUUCAGCUGUCAGACAACAAAGUGCAGAUCUGAUUUCGAGAAUUGCUGUCGUUAUGAAACAAUGCGGAGAAGAUGCUUUGAUGGGUAAACUAGGUGUCGUACUUUACGAGUACCUUGGGGAGGAAUAUCCUGAAGUUUUGGGUUCCAUUCUAGGCGCACUCAGGUCUAUUGUCACUGUCGUUGGUAUCAAUAGCAUGCAACCGCCAAUUAAGGAUCUCCUUCCUCGAUUGACCCCUAUUCUUCGAAACAGACACGAAAAAGUGCAGGAGAAUACCAUUGAUCUGGUAGGUAGAAUUGCGGAUCGAGGUGCCGAGUUCGUAAGUGCGAGAGAAUGGAUGAGAAUUUGUUUCGAAUUGUUGGAUAUGUUGAAGGCGCAUAAGAAGGGGAUCAGACGAGCAGCGAACAACACAUUCGGGUUUAUCGCCAAAGCCAUUGGUCCCCAAGAUGUCCUGGCCACCCUGCUCAACAAUCUGAGGGUUCAAGAACGUCAAUCUCGAGUUUGUACAGCAGUCGCCAUUGGUAUCGUCGCAGAAACCUGUGCGCCUUUCACUGUACUCCCUGCCCUUAUGAACGAAUAUCGUGUCCCUGAGCUCAACGUCCAGAAUGGUGUUUUAAAAUCACUUUCUUUCCUCUUUGAGUACAUCGGCGAAAUGGCGAAAGAUUAUGUCUACGCCGUUACUCCUCUUCUUGAAGAUGCACUUAUCGACCGUGACCAAGUGCACAGGCAGACUGCUGCGUCGGUCGUCAAACACGUUGCACUUGGUGUCGUUGGCCUUGGUUGUGAGGAUGCUAUGAUGCAUCUGCUAAACUUACUUUACCCAAAUAUGUUCGAAACAUCACCUCAUGUUAUCGACAGGAUAAUCGAGGCCAUCGACGCAAUCAGGAUGGCAAUCGGACCUGGGUUGGUUAUGAACUACGUCUGGGCGGGAUUGUUCCAUCCUGCAAGAAAAGUGAGGACACCUUAUUGGAGACUGUAUAACAAUGCGUAUGUCCAGAGCGCAGACUGCUUAGUGCCCUUCUACCCAAAUCUGGAUGAAGAUCACCUGUUAAGGCACGAACUCUCGAUCGUCAUUUAA